This is a messenger RNA of Dunckerocampus dactyliophorus (ringed pipefish), 5429 nucleotides long. RefSeq names its product sirtuin 7 (gene sirt7). Gene Ontology annotation, molecular function: NAD+ binding. The record is from RefSeq and is a predicted model, not a curated record. The coding region runs from base 107 to 1333 and encodes 408 amino acids. The transcript is spliced from 10 exons. NCBI's taxonomy places the organism in Eukaryota, Metazoa, Chordata, Actinopteri, Syngnathiformes, Syngnathidae.
CCCAGCAGCAGGGGGCGCUACCCGCGUGUAACCUCCCAGCAACACCCGGUUGGGAGAACGAGCUUUGUUUUGAAAAGGCACCCACUACUCAGAUGUUAAACACGGGAUGGCUAACCAGACAAACCUCGAUGGUUCUUCCAGGACGGAGAGAAAAGCAUUAGAAAAAGCCAAGAUACUCCAACGAGAACGUGAGAGGGAAGUCAUUCGGCUGGUAGGACGGAUUCUGAAGAAAGCAGAAGCUGAGAGAUCGGAGGAGGAAGCCUCGGUGCUUCUUCUGCACAGAGACACUGUGGACGAGUUCUGGAAAAGACAAACACGCAGAAAUGAACUCAAGAGAAAGCAGGAAGAGGUGUUUGACGAUGCAGAGGAGCUGAAGAGGAAGGUGAGGCAGCUGGCGAUGGCGGUCCAGCAAGCCAAACACUUGGUGGUUUACACAGGCGCUGGAAUCAGUACGGCCGCUUCCAUCCCCGACUACAGAGGUCCCAAUGGUGUUUGGACACAGCUGCAGAAGGGCCGUGCGAUCAGCUCUUCAGACCUGAGUAAAGCAGAGCCCACGCUGACACACAUGUGCAUCAGGAAGCUUUAUAAGGACAUGCUGGUGAGGCAUGUUGUGUCUCAGAACUGUGAUGGCCUCCAUCUACGUAGCGGUCUUCCCAGACACGCCCUGUCUGAGCUUCAUGGAAACAUGUUCAUUGAGGUGUGUACAUCCUGUUCUCCGGUCAGGGAGUACGUGCGUUUGUUUGACGUGACGGAGCGAACAUCGCUGCACCGCCACGGCACGGGACGCAGGUGCUCGCACUGCGGCAACGAGCUCAGGGACACCAUCGUGCACUUUGGGGAGCGAGGAACCCUGGAGCAACCUUUGAACUGGAAGGGAGCCACGGAGGCGGCCAAGAUGGCCGACGUGAUCCUUUGCUUAGGGUCGAGUUUGAAGGUGCUGAAGAAAUACGCCUGUUUGUGGUGCAUGAACCGACCAGCAAAGAAUAGACCCCAACUGUACAUUAUUAACCUCCAGUGUGCUUGUGAUCGUCUCACUCAGUGGACGCCAAAAGACGACCUGGCUGUGCUGAAAAUCAACGCAAAGUGCGACGAUGUCAUGCGUCUCCUCAUGAAGGAGCUUCGUCUCCAGGUUCCCGUUUACAACAGGACAGAGGACCCAAUCUUCAGUCUCGCCACGCCUCUCACGCCUGAGGAUGAGCACAGCCACACCCGUGCACUCAUCGCCGCCCACGCGGGCGAACCCGACAGGCCGGCAGGAAGCCAGGAAGUGCAGGGGGGCUGGUUUGGAAGAGGCUACGGCAAAGGAAGGAAGAAGAAGAAGAAAGCCGCCUAGAGGUGAAUUAAGGACGUUACGAUGACGAAUCGGACAAGCUGAGGUGCUUCAUUGAUGUCAUGCAUAGUAAUGUGAUGUAACGUAGCACAAUGACUUAUUUAUGGAACAAACGCAUGCAGCAGGUACUUGGUUUACAUACGCCCAUCACGGGCUCACUUCUUUUUACGCUUUUCCAAACGAUAGCGUGUGUUUAGAAUAUUGGCGGACAUGUGUCACCUUGACCAGACACUUCUUGGUAGGAAUGAGUGAAGAUGUUUAUGUUGUAUAAUCAUUCCACCCCCCUGCUUCUGGUGCACUACCCGCUUUGUCCACAUGGAAGACAACGGCAACAAACUACACUGGAACCCGCUUAUGUUGGCAACCCGUCUGCACGGACAGCCCAAUUAUGUUGACAACCCAUCUACGGCAACCCGUUUGUGUUUACAACCCAUCUAUGGCAACCCGUUUAUGUUGACAACCCAUUUACGUUGACAACCCAUCUACCACAACCUGGUUAUGUUGACAACCCAUUUACAUUGACAACCCUUCUACCACAACCCGUUUAUGUUGACAACCCAUUUACGUUGACAACCCAUCUACGACAAACAGGUUAUGUUGACAACCCAUUUACGUUGACAACCCAUCUACGACAAACAGGUUAUGUUGACAACCCAUUUACGUUGACAACCCAUCUACCACAACCUGGUUAUGUUGACAACCUAUUCACGUUGGAAACCCAUCUACCACAACCUGGUUAUGUUGACAACCCAUUUACGUUGACAACCCAUCUACGACAAACAAGUUAUGUUGACAACCCAUUUACGUUGACAACCCAUCUACCAAAACCUGGUUAUGUUGACAACCUAUUCACGUUGGAAACCCAUCUACCACAACCUGGUUAUGUUGACAACCCAUUUACGUUGACCACCCAUCUACCACAACCUGGUUAUGUUGACAACCCAUCUACGUUGACAACAUAUCUACCACAACCCGUUUAUGUUGACAACCCAUUUAGGUUGACAACCCAUCCAUGACAAACCGUUUGUAUUGACAACCUAUCUACGGUAGCCUGUUUGGCGACAACCCGUUGACAACCCAUCUCUGACCAUCCCUUUAUGUUAACAACCCUAUUUUGUUGACAACCCGUCUACCUCGACCACCCGUUUGUCCACAACCCGUCUACUUUGCAAACCUUUCAAUGUUGACAACCCGUCUACAUCGACAACGCGUCCACAUUGAAAACUUGUAAGCCGACAACCCACUUACGAUAACCUGUUUAGGGUGACAACCCGUUUACGUCCACAACCUGUCUACGGCGACAACUUGUCUGCAUUGAAAACCUGUUUGUGCCGAUAACCCGUUUAUGUUGACAACCCGUCUACUUCAACAAUCUGUCUACAUUGAAAACUUGUUUAUGUUGACAACCCGCUUAUGUCGACAACACAUCUACUACAACCCAUGUGCUGUAUGUCGACAGCCCAGCAAUGUUGGCAACCCAUGUAUGACGUCCUGUUUGUUGACUAUUUGUCUUUGUUUAUUUUAACAACCCGUCUUCCUCGACCAUCCGUUUACAUCCACGACCCGUCGACAUCAAUCACCUGUCUACAUUGAAAAACCUGUUUAUGUUGACGACCCAGCUACGCCAACCCUUUUAUGCUGACAACCCGUUUUUGUUGACAACCCGUCUACCUCGAACACCUGUUUAUGUCCACAACCCGUCUACAUUGCAAACCUGUCAAUGUUGACAACCCGUCUACCUCGACCACCCGUGUUACGUCCACAACCCAUUUACGACCUGUUUAUGUCGACACACAGUUUAUGUGGCCCACCCAUUUAAGUUGACCAACUCAUCAAGGCCUGGUCCUCCCUGUUCUUAUUAUUCCUAAAAAGUGCCCGCUUAGGUCGACAUAUGCGGUGGAUCGCUUUUGUCAACAUAAAAUGUGAGCGCCAAAGAGUCCCUUUCUAUGGAAAAAUAGGUCGGUUUAUGUCAACAUGUUGUCGUCAUUGUAACUUCAUCAUCCUAUCUAAUUACACACGCACACACACUGACUUCCUGUUCAGUGCAAAAUGAGCUUCAAGGUAAAAGCAUGGCGGUAUCAACCUGAAUUGCACGUUUUUCAGCAAAGAAAAUGCUAACAUUUAUUUAUUUUGUUUUUUUUAGAAGAAAGCGUUGCGCAUGUACAAAAACGUUAUUGUCAUUGUGGUCAAGAUGUGCAAGGAAAUGAGUUAGAUAAGAGCAUAAAAUAUCAUGAAAAAGCAAGAAUCUCAAUAAAAAUAUGCACAAAUGGACGAACACCAUGUCAACAAGCUUGUUUUUAUUAUGACUAUUAUUCUCUGCAUGUCUCUGUACAAAGUCAAGUAACGUGCGAGCAACGGUUGGCGUCGGUUACGUCAACAACAGUUUAUUCCCACGUCAGCCAGCCAGCCAGUCUGAGGGGUGUCGACAUAAACGGGUUCCACUGGAAUUGGCAGCUCAGUGUUGCCGCUGGCUCUUGAUUUGCAAUAGACCUUUUUUGUUUGUCAUGCAAAUGAUGGUGUAAUUGCCAACUUGCGCAGCAUUGCUAACAUGCUAACAUAAGCAUAGUAGCAUGCCAUUUUCAUAGGUAGACACAUAUAUAAACACUUAGCAUUAUUAUGCUAGGUGUUACCAUGUCAGCAUUGACAUUGUCACUACUUUAUAUUUCCUCAGCUCUCAGACCAACACUCUGCUGUCAGUAUAAGAACGACUAUUUGUUUACAUUUGAUUUCUACAUGAAGUUUCAUUGCAGAGUUUGAAUUUUUCUUUUGUUUGCAUUUGUUCUUGCUGACAGAAUGUUUGCAGUUUACUGAUGUGGUGUUAAAGAACUUUUAGUCUCAGGAAGGUGGCAACAUUGUGCACAUUUGUCAAAGGUUACAAGGGGCCAAAGUAACCACACACAGCGAUUGUUGAGCACCAUUGCUAAAAUUGUGAGCAAUAAAGACAGAAUAGAAAGUGCUUUUUGUGGAGACAAUAAUGUACGGAUCAUGUACUUGAGAUACUGUACAUUAUCUAGCCCCAAAUGGUCAGUAUACAUCCUAAUAUACAUGUAACCUUUUUUUGUCCUCUGGAAGGGACACAUUUUUUACUUUUGAUAAUGUUCAGUAUUUUUACAAUAAAUACAGUAAAUAAGUACAUAACUCUGAAGACACUGACAACAGCACAUUUUCGAUUGACUUCUACUCCGAUUUCAUUUCAAUAAGAAAAGUGUGGCAUGAAAUUUACUUGAAUUUUGUUAAGUCAAGUAAUGGUUUUUGAUGUCAGUAUACAAUACAUUUUAAAAAUGGAGUAUAAAAACGUGGAUUUUUUUUCCCCAGCAAAAAGUGAAAACAUUUUUUCUAGACAAAAAAGUUUUUUUUUUUUUGACUUACGAUGUUACUUUCAUAAUAUUACGUCUUAAUUCUCCUAAACCUACGACUUUAUUUUUGUGAAUUUACAACUUUAUUCUCGUACAUUUUCGACUUUGUUUUUGUAAAGUUUCGACUUUGUUCUUGUAAAGUUUUUUGUGUACGACUUUAUUCUAGUAAAUGUACGACUUUAUUCUAAUAAAUGUACGACUUUAUUCUAAUAAAUGUACGAUUUGAUUCCCGGAAAAGCAUGACUUUAUUCUGGGAAAUGUACGACGUUAUUCUCCUAAAUGUACGAGUCUAUUCUGAUAAAUGUACGAUUUUAUUCCCAUAAUAUUACUAUUUUUUUUUCGUAAAUUUACAACUUUAUUCUCAUAAGACUUUAUUCUCAUAAAUGUACGACUUUAAUCUCCUAAAUGUACGAUUUGAUUCCCGUAAAUGUUCGACUUUAUUCUCCUAAAUGUACGACUUUAUUCUCCUAAAUGUACGAUUUGAUUCCCGGAAAUGUACGACUUUAUUCUCUUAAAUGUACGAGUCUAUUCUGAUAAAUGUACGAUUUUAUUCCCAUAAUAUUACUAAUUUUUUUUUCGUAAAUUUACAACUUUAUUCUUGUAAGACUUUAUUCUCAUAAAUGUACGACUUUAAUCUCCUAAAUGUACGAUUUGAUUCCCGUAAAUGUACGACUUUAUUCUCCUAAAUGUAUGACUUUAUUCUCCUAAAUGUACGAUUUGAUUCCCGUAAAUGUAUGACUUUA